This is a messenger RNA of Corylus avellana, 2313 nucleotides long. Its product is annotated as putative amino-acid acetyltransferase NAGS2, chloroplastic. The record is from RefSeq and is a predicted model, not a curated record. NCBI's taxonomy places the organism in Eukaryota, Viridiplantae, Streptophyta, Magnoliopsida, Fagales, Betulaceae. Gene Ontology annotation, biological process: L-arginine biosynthetic process. Gene Ontology annotation, molecular function: L-glutamate N-acetyltransferase activity, acting on acetyl-CoA as donor. Gene Ontology annotation, cellular component: cytoplasm.
GCCCUGAAAUGGAGGCUUCAAGACAAAGAACUAAAGAAGCAUAAAUCGGAGACCUUACUGAACCCAAGUGUGGUCGUGGCGGCUAGGCAAGAAUCUCUCUCUCUCUCUCUCUCUCUCUCUGUCUGGGUCCCGCCGCGACCAUCGCCACCGGUCAGCCAUGGCAGCUUCGGCUUCGAGCACCUUCAACAGUGCUUUUCAAAACCUCCCAAGGGUUUUUCCCAGUCAAAAAAGCAGGCUUUGCUGGGCUCGCCAGUGUUUCCGGUUCAGGACAGAAAGGACGGGACGUUUAAGGCCGUUGUCGUCGGUGGUGAAGGGAGAGAAGGGAGUUUUGCGGAAAUGCAAUGUGCAUAGCCAGCCGGACGGUGAGAGUGAGAGUGAGAGUGUGAAAGAGAGCUAUAAUUCGGUGGAGGACGAGCAGUUCGUGCGGUGGUUUCGUGAGGCGUGGCCUUACCUGUGGGCUCACAGGGGGAGCACCUUCGUUGUGAUUAUUUCCGGCGAAAACGUCGCUAGCCCUUUCUUGGAUCCCAUUCUCAAGGAUAUUGCUUUUCUGCAUCAUCUGGGGAUAAGAUUUGUGAUUGUUCCGGGCACCCAUGUCCAUAUUGACAAGCUUUUGGAGGAGAGAGUUGACAGCCGUGUACUUCUUGCAGGACGCGAGCCUAAGUUUGUUGGUGAAUACAGGAUAACUGACAAUGAAGCUCUGGCGGCUGCGACGGAAGCGGCUGGAGGGAUUCGUAUGAUGCUAGAGGCAAAACUUUCUCCCGGCCCCUCCAUUUGCAACAUUCGUCGACAUGGUGAGAGUAGUCGUUGGCAUGAAGUUGGUGUCAGUGUUGCAAGUGGCAACUUUCUUGCAGCCAAGAGAAGAGGAGUUGUGGAAGGCGUUGAUUAUGGAGCAACAGGUGAAGUUAAGAAAGUUGAUGUUUCUCGAAUGCGCGAGAGGCUUGAUGCUGGUUGCAUAGUUAUAUUAAGCAACUUGGGCUAUUCUAGCUCUGGAGAAAUUUUAAAUUGCAACACAUAUGAAGUUGCAACUGCUUGCGCAUUAGCUAUUGGAGCGGACAAGCUUAUUUGCCUCAUAGAUGGUCCAAUUCUGGAUGAGAGUGGACGCCUUAUUCGCUUCUUGACCCUUCAAGAAGCGGACAUGUUGAUUCGUGAACGAGCUAAACAAAGUGAGAUAGCUGCCAACUAUGUGAAAGCAGUUGGUGAAGAGGAUCGCACUUCUCCUAGACGUAAUAAUUCUAAUGGGGCUGUCCCUUCUCAGAAUGGGAAGGUUUCUGUUGAAAGACAUAAUCCAACCUUUCAUAACGGUGUUGGUUUUGACAAUGGGAAUGGAAUUUGGACUGGUGAACAGGGUUUUCCUAUCGGCGGUCACGAGCGCCAAAGUCGAUUAAAUGGUUACCUCUCAGAAUUGGCUGCUGCAGCUUUUGUUUGUAAGGGGGGUGUUCAAAGAGUUCAUUUGUUAGAUGGCACUAAAGGUGGAGUUCUAUUGUUGGAAUUGUUUAAAAGAGAUGGGAUGGGGACGAUGGUUGCUAGUGACCUUUAUGAAGGAACUCGAAAUGCUAGGGUCCCAGAUUUCUCUGGGAUAAGACAAAUCUUACUGCCUUUGGAAGAAUCUGGCGCAUUGGUUCGCCGGACUGAUCAGGAGCUCCAUGACGCACUGGAUUCAUUUGUAGUCGUGGAAAGAGAAGGUCAGAUCAUUGCUUGUGCUGCUCUUUUUCCUUUCUUCGAGGAUAAGUGUGGAGAGGUUGCUGCUCUUGCAGUUUCUCCUGAUUGCCGUGGGCAAGGACAGGGAGACAAAUUACUUGAUUACAUUGAGAAGAAGGCUUCCUCGCUUGGAUUGAAUAGGCUUUUCCUACUUACCACACGAACUGCAGAUUGGUUUGUGAGGCGCGGUUUCUCUGAAUGUUCAAUUGCAUCAAUACCAGAGAAGAAAAGGAGAAAGAUCAAUCUAUCCCGAAAAUCCAAGUAUUAUAUGAAGAAGCUGCUACCUGAUAGAAGUGGAAUUACUGUUGAUAGGGCAACCAUUUGAGUUGCAAUACUACAACUUGGAAAAUCACCAAUAGUAAAUCAGAAAGAUAAAGUAUACUGUAGAUAUCACAUAUUAUUGUGUCAGAAUUUUGGAGUUCUCCGCUUUAUUAAACUAGCCUCUAAGCUUACUUGGCUAGUUUUCAGAUUGUAUUGGGAUAUCUUCCUUUUCUUUUUGCCUGGAAGUUGGCCAAUUUCAGACUGUUUUAGAAAAAUGGAUGGUUGUGUCUCAAUCCACAUCCUAAGAUGCUUAGCUGAGGCAAGAAUAAUGAAUGAGAUGGUGAUUAUUUCUAA